AUGGAUGAUGUGGAUGAGAAUGAGAAAAUGGUGGAAAAAAGUCUUCUUGAUAUUAUACACCGUAUUCAUGCUGCAGAGAUUAAAAGCCUAAUACGUAAUAUUCAGGAACUUUUGAAAAAAUAUCAUAAUGCUGAAGACUUGACGUGGAAAGCUAUUUCUGCCUACAACAAAGCUAACAUGACACCAUGCCAGUUUAUCAAUGAUCAUCAGUCUGCAAUGGUCACAGAUUUUAACGAAGUGAGAAGUAAUUGGUUCUGUGAUCCAAGAAGCCGGAAACUCUUCCAGUUCAAUCACCUAAUGCAAAAGGUAACUAUGUGGAUAGAUUGGGAACCUGAUGAAGUAUCCGAGCCAUGGCGACGAGCUAUCGAGAUUUCCUUCAUUCCGUACACCAAAAAAUAUUUCGAAAGUGGUGCUUGCUCUGUUUUCGGCACUAGCAAGAACGACAUAAUAAUUAUAACUAUUUGCUUCAGCCAUAGACUGCGAAACAGAGGACAUGUUUAUAGUGGAAGUUGGAAGUCUGUUUGGACAGUACGAAUAAUAAAAGGUUUACAAGAAGCUGAACUUAAAGGCACUUUGAAGAUAGAUGCUUAUUAUUCCGAAGAAGGUCUGUCUUCUUUAACAGCAGACAGAAACAUAGAUUUUAUUAUCCCAAUAAGCGAUAAAGAGCAGACUGUAUCAAAAUUAACGAAUUUGGUAGAAAAAUUCGAAACUGAAUUUCAUACUUCAGUUAUUGAAAAUCACUUGGAUAUAUCAAAAAAUAUCUUGAAACUGUUUCGUCGUCGUUUGCCUAUUUACAAAACUAGUAUGAAUUGGAAUGUAAGAUUUGGAAAACCAGAUAUAAGCAAAUCUAAACUAUUUUGA
Stegodyphus dumicola is the source of this 861-nucleotide messenger RNA. RefSeq names its product F-actin-capping protein subunit alpha-like. The record is from RefSeq and is a predicted model, not a curated record. NCBI's taxonomy places the organism in Eukaryota, Metazoa, Arthropoda, Arachnida, Araneae, Eresidae.